AUGGCACCAUCAACAUUACCAAAUCUCGACAAUACCUCUUCCGAAUCCUCAAAUCGUCCCAAGAUUCUCAUUCCAGAAAAGGUAUCAGUCGAUGGUCUUACUCUCUUAGGUAAUAGAUUCGAAAUCCAUCAACCUAAAAACCUGUCACCUGCCGAUCUUCUAGAAAUAAUUCCUCACUACUCUGCUCUCAUCAUUCGAUCAGAAACAAAAGUUACAGCUGAGAUUCUCGCUGCUGCGAAAAAUCUCAAGGUGGUAGCGAGAGCAGGAGUAGGUGUGGAUAAUAUUGAUGUAGAAGCUGCGACGAAACAUGGAAUCAUCGUGGUUAAUUCUCCGAGUGGAAAUAUUGCGGCGGCGGCAGAACAUACGAUUGCGCUUUUGAUGGCGGUGGCGAGGAAUGUGCCGGCUGGGGAUAGGUCGUUGAGGAAUGGAGGGUGGGAGAGAGGAAAACUUGUAGGCACGGAAGUUGGAGGGAAGAUUUUGGGGGUUGUGGGGCUGGGGAAGGUGGGAUUGAAAGUUGCGAGGAUGGCGGUGGGGUUGGGGAUGAAGGUUUGGGCGAUGGAUCCGUAUGCUAGUCCGCAGAUUGCGGAGGCAAAUGAUGUGCUUCUUGUGAAGGAGCUGGGAGAGUUGUUGCCGGUGGUAGAUUUUUUGACGAUUCAUACCCCGCUUAUUGCUAGUACGUUGGAUCUAAUCGGGAAAGAGAAAUUGGCAAAGAUGAAGAAAACUGCAAAGGUACUCAAUGUAGCAAGAGGAGGAGUCUAUAACGAACAAGCUCUCCUCGAUGCUCUCGACGCCGGUAUCAUCGCAGGAGCAGGUCUCGACGUCUUCACAUCCGAACCUCCAACCCUUUCCUCCCCCGCUCAAAAACUCACUCAACAUCCUAAAGUCGUCGCAACUCCUCAUCUCGGCGCUUCGACAAUCGAAGCUCAAGAAUCGGUUUCGGUGGAUGUGUGCACACAAGUUCGUGCUAUUCUCUCUGGAGGUCUCCCUACUUCUGCUGUCAACGCACCUCUGAUUCUCCCUGAAGAAUACAAAAAACUCCAACCGUUUGUCAAAUUGAUGGAGAAGAUGGGAGGCUUGUACACGCAACAUUAUCGUGGAAAGGGCGUGGGAGGCAAAAAAUUCGAGGUGAUUUAUGAGGGGGAACUUGCGGGGAUAGCUAAUACGCGUCCGCUUUUUGCCGCGUUGGUAAAGGGAUUGGUGGGGAGUAUUAGUGAACGCGGAGGAAGAGAUGUGAAUAUUGUGAAUGCGAGUUUGUUGGCGAAGGAGAGGGGGAUUGUGAUUAGUGAGACGCAUGUUAGUGAGAGUAAGUAUCUGGUUUAUGCGAGUUUGGUGACGUUGAAGGUUGAGGGUGGGGGUGCGGGAAAUGGAAAUGGGAAUGGAAAUGGUCAUCAGAUUAUAAGUGGUUAUGUAAGUGAUCGCGGAAUUUUCAUUAGUAGACUUGAUCGCUUCAAUACGAGUUUUGCACCCGAGGGAACAUUGUGUUUGUUGAGGAAUAAUGAUGAGCCCGGGAAGAUUGGAGUGGUAGGGGGGAUUCUGGGUAGAGCGGGGAUUAAUGUGAGGUUUAUGAGUGUAGCGGCUUUGGAUAAGAAGGGAGGGAAGAGUGGAAAUGGGGAUGAGAGAAUGCAGGGUGAGGAGAUUAAAAUGAGGCGUUGA
Molecule: messenger RNA, 1653 nt
Organism: Botrytis sinoallii
Lineage: Eukaryota; Fungi; Ascomycota; Leotiomycetes; Helotiales; Sclerotiniaceae
Exons: 1
Coding region: 1-1653 (550 amino acids)
Biological process (GO): L-serine biosynthetic process
Molecular function (GO): phosphoglycerate dehydrogenase activity; NAD binding
Source: RefSeq, a predicted model, not a curated record